Molecule: messenger RNA, 774 nt
Organism: Trichoplax adhaerens
Lineage: Eukaryota; Metazoa; Placozoa; Uniplacotomia; Trichoplacea; Trichoplacidae
Exons: 1
Coding region: 1-774 (257 amino acids)
Biological process (GO): cell-matrix adhesion
Cellular component (GO): lysosome; extracellular region
Molecular function (GO): calcium ion binding
Source: RefSeq, a predicted model, not a curated record
AUGUAUCGUUUUUUGAUUCUUGUCUCUCUCGUUGGUAUUGCUAUUGCAACUGCACCUAAACCAUGCUGUACACCAAAGCAAUGGGAAGGUGUUGUUGAAACAGCCGACAUGAAUGUCGUUGGAAGCGGAAAAACUGCUAUGAACUCGACCUUUCGCGUUUUAAUGCAUAUUUCAUAUGAUUACCAAAAUAGCAAGAUUAGAGUUGAUCAGGACAUAUAUCUAACUGGUGGUAAGACAGUCCAUCAUACAGUCAUCGGCGACUAUAAGAAAGGAAAGCUCUAUUCUAUUCUCAACGGCCAUUGCCUCUCAGCUUCCAUCAAAUCACCAAUGCCCGAGGCCUGCGUUCCUGAGAUCGCUACUUUUUAUAUGGCAGGUACGCUUGGAGCUACAUUAAAGUAUAAUACCUUCGCUUAUUCCAAAAAAGAUGGAUCCUUGGGAGCGAUAAUUGAUGUAUCUGCAACGGGUUGCAUUCCAAUUGCCGUAUUAGCUUUCCAGAAAGCAAAGAUGCAGGGUAAAGCUAUUACCAAAUAUAAAGCAGCUUGGUUCAAGAACAUUACUGCAGGAAUCAAAGACUCCUCAGUUUUCGACAAGCCGAAAGAAUGCAAGCCCAUUGGAGAUUCGGAAAAUAUCGUUGUUGACUUUGAUUACUUGAAGUACUUCCAGUCUCGUCUCUUUACGGUAUCUAGAGAAAAUAAGAUGUACUUACAGGAAUCCAUUGAAGAUCUCUUCCGCAAAGACUCCGUUAGACGCUUGCAUGAAACAUUCCUAUUUUAG